CCUCUAGUGGUUGGAUUUGCGUUGACCUUCAGAGAGAGCUAGCAGUGGCCAUCUGCCUGUCACAGUGUGGGUGCAACAGCUGAUCAUGGUUGCCACAACACACAUGCCCUAUGGAUCCCUCUGUCACACUCUGUUGAACUUCACUCUCCUCUACUUCGCCCUCCAAUGCAUGUGCUUGCUCUUGUCUUAUCAGUCUAACAGCUGCCUUUUGGCUGUUGUCUGUGGCAGCUGUAACCCGCGUACACCCACUAAGCUAAUAAACACUCAGGCUUAUUCAAAACACGUGCAAACACUGCACACGGCAUGCCAGGGGAGGGUGAAGUGAGGUUGUUUUUCACCAUUAAUAAUAGAUUUUGAUACUUUGUCUGCGUGAACAGUGACUCAGGGUAAAAAAGGUGUCUAAAAAUAGCCCGGGCAUGUUAUAAAUAGGGUUAAACUAGAACUCACUAGUUUACAUUCAUGCCUUCAUGCCUCAUGCUAACAAAUACUGCACACCUCGGCAUUUUUCCGACAGUUGGACAUGACAUGAUCAUGUUGCAGAAGCACCCUGGCGUUUGACGGAGGUUGCCUUGCUAAAACACAGUAUUGCUUUUGUAUUUAAUCAUCUUCUGGAUUUUCCUCAUACUGUACACUGUAGGUUGUUUUCCUCAUUCCUAGGAAUAGUUGUCUUAUCAUGCUCUCAGUAAAUGACCUUAAGCAGCGUGAUUAAUUCGCUGGAAUAGGUCAUAUUCAACCAGGUCAUAAAGUUUGUUCCACGGAAAUCAAGGCUCAUAUUUCCUGUGAUAAAAUUACCAACAACAUCAGCCAUCAUAAAGGGCCAUAGAGAUAUUAAUGAAGUGAUUAGGCAUUUAUUUAGGCAGCCAUUGGUGCUGUCUGGCAUUUCAGCUAUGAGUUUUCAUGGGUUAAAUUGGGUUAAAUGUGCACAUCAAGGUGCUACUGAUUUGAUGUUCCAGUAUCUGCUGCUUGGAAAAGGCUGUAGAAGUUGACAUGGAGGUGGCUGAAUGGAAAGAAACUCCAUUUGUGGAUGACAGUGACAUUUGUCAUUGACAAAGGAGAAUCUGUUUGCAUUAAUAUUGAUCUGACGAGUAGCAUUGUCAUAAAUGUCUUUUUAAUGCAAAAUGGAGGAAAUUGUCCACUUGUGUAAUUUCUUGUUUGUUCUUGUAUGAAAAUCUCAAAGGAGAGUGUUUUCUCUUUUUCUUUUUAUGAAAUAAUAGUAGACAUAUGGUUGGUACAGUAUGUUUGUAUCUGGUUCUGCAAGGCUUGAGCAGUCUCACUGUGUAACACAUGUAAAACUUUACACUUAUGUAAACCCUUAUAGUCCCUUCAUUAUGUUGAGUUCCUUUGUUACACUCUAUUAGAAGCACACAUUGCAUAGCACUGUUCAGGCCGUGAGAACUGAUUAGCUCUUAGCAUUGUGUUAGCUCCAUCUCGCGUUCUCUGCCAUGUGUUCAUUCAUUUUGGUUUAGCCACGUCACUUCUGCCAACACUACACUCUGGCUGCUGAGCCUAAGGCCUUGGGUGUCUGAGCUUGUUUCUAUAGCAACGACAGAAGGACAAAGUAGAGGAGAGGAGGGGGAGAUGCUGACAUACGAAUGAAGGGCGGGAUCUGCUCUCUGCUGAUUGGUUGUAGGCAUUCUAAUCCCACCCACCCUACUGUGUCAUGAUUAUCAUCAUUUCUGCUGCAAAACCCGUGACUGCUGCUGCUGCUGCUGCUGCUCCUCACUCCCUCUCUGUAUCACUGUCUAUUGAGUCACUGUUAGAGAUGCGAUGGUCCAUGUGCAGAGCCAGGACUGUCAAUGAGCAGAGGAUGUUACGAAAGAGGAGGCACUCAAGGAGGCAAGAUAUCUACAGCGGACAAACUUGCAGGAGUUCUUGAUGCUAUAAAGGAUGGGGGCACAGGAGCAGAGAAGGUGACACAAUAGACUGAGGUAAACUGACGGACAGGAACGAAGGAAGAUAAUCUAAAGGUCAAUGAAAUGGCACAGACUCUCUUGCACAAUGGCUGAAAUAAUGAAGCAGUGAAGUGAGAAUGUUUUUUGUCUGCUGACAUCAGAUGAUGCAAGUACUGUGAUGUGGGAUGCAGAAACGGCACCUCUGCCACCACAAACAUGGAGUAUAAUAUGCUGAGUGUGGGAGCGGGGCAUAGAGGACGUGGCAUGCCCUGGGCUCUCUCACCAACAGCUGGCUACUACUAAGCUUGGGAUAACUGACCAUUGGCCACUAUUGCUUACUAAUACGUCUUCAGUGACAGCUGGUUAUCUCUAGGCAUGCUGGGAUGUUGCAUCAUCCCCAGAUGCUAAGUAUGCUGGGACAGUGACAGCUGUCAGUCAGAACAGUGACCAUGAAGAGACGAGGCCAGAGGUUUGUCAAGGCAGACUACUAUGAACUGGACUGGUACUAUGAAGAGUGUGCUGAUGUGCUGUGUGCAGACAGAGUGGGACAGAUGACGAAAACCUACAGUGACAUAGACGCUGUCACUCGACUGCUGGAGGAGAAAGAGCGUGACUUGGAGUUAGCGGCUCGUAUUGGGCAGUCACUGCUGAAGAAGAACAAAGCUCUCAGCGAGAGGAAUGAGCUGCUGGAGGAGCAAGUAGAGCACAUACGAGAAGAGGUGUCGCAGCUUCGUCACGACCUGUCCAUGAAAGAUGAGCUCUUGCAGUUCUACACCAGCGCUGCUGAGGAAAGCGAGGUGGAAUCCGCCACCUCGACACCUGUGCGGCUCAGUGAAACAAGUGCAUCACCUCCAACCUUCUUCCCCCUGGACUGUUUACAGAAGAAACUCAAGGAUCUGGAGGAAGAAAACAAAUCUUUACGAUUUGAGGCCAGUCAUUUGGAAACAGAAACGAUCUCCUAUGAGGAGAAAGAACAGCAACUUGUCAACGACUGUGUCAAAGAACUACGCGAUGCAAAUGUGCAGAUUUCCUCUCUGGCUGAGGAGCUGGCCAGAAAGACUGAAGACGCCUCCAGACAACAGGAAGAGAUCACACACCUACUCUCCCAAAUAGUAGACCUUCAAAAGAAGGCCAAGCUGUAUGCUGUGGAGAACGAAGAGCUGACUCAGCACUUGGGAGCAGCCAAAGAUGCCCAGCGACAACUGACUGCUGAGUUGCAGGAGUUGCAGGAAAAGUAUGCAGAGUGUAUGGAGAUGCUCCAUGAAGCUCAGGAGGAGCUGAAGAAUCUGAGGAAUAAAACUCUACCUCUCAGCACACCGAGGCGUUUCCACUCUCUGGGUUUGUUUCCAAUGGAUUCUCUGGCAGCAGAAAUAGAAGGCACCAUGAGAAAGGAACUUCAAAUGGAUGAUCCGGAUGUAGAGGAGCAGAGGCUGCACCCAAAGCGAGUGUUCCAGACGGUGAAGAACCUCAACCUGAUGCGUCAGCAGCGUUCAUCAUUAGCCCCCUCCCCUCUCAACAUCCCAGGCUCAAAUCAGACAUCGUGCUUCACCUCAGGGCGCUCCAGCCGGGUGGGCACGCCCCGUGCCAACUCCGUAUAUGGUAGCGAGACAGGAAGUGGGAUUUUCCUGGACAACAGAACAAGCAUCUUGGAAAGUUCAAGUGAUGGGUCUGAGGAUUCUAACAAACGGCCCCCUGGCACCCCAGGAACCCCAGGCAGCAGGGACCUGGAGGCAGCCUUGCGGCGUCUUUCCCUCCGUCGCGACAACUACCUCUCAGAGAAGCGUUUUUUUGAGGAGGAGAGGGAGAGAAAACUGGCUUAUCUGUCAAAAGAGGAAGAAAAGGGAGGUGGGCAGAGCAGUGGAGGCCCAAACACUCCGACCGAAAGCCUGUUGUCGCUGUGCUCGCAUCCCUCUCUCGGAAGCAUUUGGUCCGGAUACUCUUUCACAGCAAGAUCCUACCUGCCGGAGAAGCUGCAGAUUGUAAAGCCGCUAGAAGGCUCUGCUACGCUGCACGCAUGGCAGCAGCUGGCUCAACCCCACAUGGGAGCUCUGCUGGAUCAUCGGCCCGGCGUGGUCACCAAGGGCUUCCGCACAUUAGCGCAUGAUCUGGACCAGGAAGACGACUGGCAACUGGACCAACCAGAGGAGGAUGAGGCCUCCUGUGACUCGUUGAGCAGCUCGCUGGGGGAAAGCGCCGCGUGCUCGGCUCUGCCUCGCUCUACCUCUACGCCCUUGGUCCGUGGCGCUGAUGACGGGAGCCAGCCAAAAACAUUGUGUGGGGCCAAAGAUGAGACACUCGGGAAAGAUGGACACGCUGCGAACACGGGCCUUCCCUUCUCCAGCCCCUCGCUGUGCUCGGAGAUGAUGAACGGGCACGCGGACCUGAAGGAGGCCUUCCAGCCGGCCGCGGUGGAGCACAUGCCUGUUAAUUUCCCAGGGAAGUGUGUGUCGCAUACUAGCUCCACAUACACCUUCACCACCUGCAGGAUCCUCCACCCCUCUGAUCAGCUGACGUCUGUGUCUCCAAGCCCAGCUAUCGGCUCCUGUCAGAGCAGCGUUCACGUCGCCAGCGCCGCCCCCGCUUCCACGCCCACGAACGCGUCUGCCCCUCACACCCCGUCCUACACCCCCUGCUGCACCCCGCGGCGCCUCUCCCUGUCCCUGUCUCUGGCUGAAUCCUCCACCAACCUGAGGGACUCCACCAGGACCACUAGCACCUCCCUGGGCCUGGUGCGCCUCCUGCUGGAGCGCGGCAUCUCUGCCUCGGUGUACGAUCCUGGCAGCUGGGACCGCGGGCUGAACAUCGGCGCGGCGCCCACGGGAGCAGCGCCGGCGCCAAGACCCAGCGACGCAGCGGGGGAGCCCGAGGGCGGGCAUGUUGCCAGACGGCCAGACUCCCUCCUCCUCCUCCGGCCCUCCACCCCACCCGACUCCACGUCCUCCGCUGCUGCCGCCGCACGCCCCGUUUUUCGGUUCAGCCUGUCGCCCGACGACCCGCCGUACUACGACACCUUCCUGGCCUCGAAACCGGCCCGCACCAUCCUGAGGGAGGUGCUGGGGGAGGCGGACAGGGAGCGGGGGGCGCAGGCGGACGGCGACGACGGCCAAGCAGAGGUGCAGAACCUGCGGCUCGUGGACAAGCUGAAGCGCUUCCGCACCCUCUCGCCCCACUCGGCCUCGGCCUCGCCCGGGACUAACCUGUUCGGCACCAGCGGACUAGGGAGCAGUGCGCUGGGAGCAGGGCUUCCUGGAUUGAGCACGGGACUCAGGAGGAAUCGAACCUACCCGGCCCUGGUGGGGGCCAGCAUGGCUAUGAAAGAUCCAGGGGGACCCGCUAGCACAGACAUACUCAUAGCGCAGCCGACCCCAGAUACAACACACACACAAACAAGCAAAAUACAUUCGAAGGCCACACGGGUCAAAAACGCCAUACAUAUACCACAGACAUUACACGCUCUGGAAACAGUCACGCCACAGACCAUAAUACAGAGACACACUAGGCUGAAUGACGCACUGUGGGACUCAACAAGCAACGACCCAAAGCAAGACGAGGAAACUGUCCCAUAAAUAGGCAACAUUUAUUAUUCCGGUCCAAAUUACCUCAAACAAACUAACGACCAAACUGUACACACGCGCGCACACACUCAUAUAUUCACCCACUGCCAUACGUAUUUAAUGACAUCCUUCGGCUGAACAACCACCAUGAGCUGAAUUAAACUGCUGUGAAUUAAGCGUUAGUGGUCGCAACUGUUCCACUGUGGUAAACUUAUACUGUCAGACCAGAGUAAUGAGGAGGAAGCACGUUGCCUUGUGUCGUUUCUGUAUAUGCAAUAUAUUGUGUCCUAUGAAGGCUAACAUUAAAGGCCCAAUCUGGUGAGGGAACCGCAGCGCUCGUUCAUUAGCUCAACCGGGAGAAACAGCAGCAAAUAAGAGAGCUGCAGGUAACUUGCUUUUCCCUGAGGCAGUUCUUGAAAAGCCAAGGGUUGUACAGUAAUUCCAGGAGUACGCAUUUAUUACAGCAGUGUUACCGCUGCUGGAGGAAAGUGCCGUGCCACCAGUUGUUUGUAGCCUUAAUGGAAUAAAACUGUUGAGAGUCAAGCUGUUUUAAGUUCAAGGCUUUGAAUUAAAAAUAUGAUAUUUUUACAAAUAUCUGUGAGAGCACCAAGUGGCUGUUGGAGCCAUCACGUCCCCCAGAGUUCAGGCUGUGAGUCAACCAAAGCCUCGCCUUCUAAGCACCUUCAUGUUAUAUUUGGGCCACUGUGGUAUUUUUACCUUUAACUGUGUCUGCAUUGUGUUGCACUAGAGUUCACUUGACAUUAUGUCACACAUGGCAUUAGCACUAGAGAUUAUUUUUACCCUUUUCCUCCCCCUGCGUGUAAUCUAUACCUACAGCAUCCAGAUUGGGACUUUAAUGUGUCUUCUGGCUGUGACUGAAUGUUCUUAUGUGCCUAACCUAUAACACGCUGCACUCACAUCAUUUUAAUUGGCCUUUUGUGAGUAACGUGGCAGAGAAAAUCCGAACAAAUGUGCAAACGACUGUAUUUGCAUCUGAACGUGCUGAGGGAGACCCACGCAAGCUCAUUUGUGCCUGUGUCCAUUUGUGCUUCUUUGUCUUCUAAUGAGUUUGAGUGAAGCAUCACUGGAUUCAAGUCCACAGAGACACGCACAACAUAAAUAGGAAGAGAAGAACAGGUCCGAAACAAAAGACAGGCCUGCAGAGAGCACAAAGUGUUUGGUUUCAUCCCAUCCUUGGUGCACUUUCCUUGUUUCCAUACUCAUCUAGCUGAUGGAAACUGAGAUGGAGAAUAAUGAGAAACGUAAAAACGAUUCUAGUUAAUCGUGACAGAGGCGAUAAAUGGGCCUAAACGUUGUGAUCCACCAAAAAACAACUGUAACGCAAAACCAGAUGUUUAGUGUUGUGCUGGUAUAAACAUGAUGAUCAUGAUAUGUACAGUGUGUAUACAGUACAUAUUCACAUCAUGUAAUUUAACACUACCACAUAUGGCUAGUAUAAGCUUAUAUAAGUAUAAGCAAAGCAAUAUUACGCCUAUUGAGUCUUGGAGGUUUCUGAAUGUAACUGUAAGAACAGUGAUUUGAAUUAUCCAGAUGUUGGUUCAGGAAUUAAAGGCUGCGUUUUUGUCACAGCUUGUUUCUGUUGAGUUUUUGUGCCACGUCCAGUUUCCACCUCAGAGAUGACGGUCACACAUUUUGUAGUCUUUGCUGGGAUGUAUUUUUAAAAAAAGGACAUAAAACUUUCCUGGACACUGAAACGCCUCUGCUCACAUCUGAACCCCAGCGCAGGUGGAUAUUUUUGGUACUUAUACCGACCAUCAUCAAAAUCUGAGGCUGGACUUUGAGACUGGGCCUGUGACUCAGUAGCUGUGACGAGUCUAUCCUUAAUGAUUAAGGGAUUACACGAGCAAUGUAUUAAAAUGGGAAAUGAAAAUAUCUAUGAUUACAUAUUUGUAUUAGUAGGAGCAUGCACAUGACUGAAACAUGUGUUGCAGUGAAGGACUUGAGUCACAGACAUUUGUAACAUGUGUUGUUUUAGAGGCUUCUCACUGAUUGGAAAACGACUUUUUAGAAACUUUGCCAUAUAAACAGUGGGUUCGGUUCGAUGCCUACAAGCUCACGCUGCUCAGUGCUUCAUCAAUGUUUCAUGUCUUCAUAUUUCAUGCACAUAUUGUUAUUUAUGUUUAUAUUAAGCAGUAUUCAUGAUACUGAGAACAAAGACUGAGGCCACAACGAGGUGUGUGUGUGUGUGUGUGUGUGUGUGUGUGUGUGUGUGUGUGUGUGUGUGUGUGUGUGUGUGUGUGUGUGUGUGUGUGUGUGUGUGUGUGUACUAAGUCUAUUGAAUGUAAGUUAUUGCACACUGUAAUCCUGCUGUAAGGCCAUAUUUGUGUACAGUAUGUUGAUUAGUUUGUGUUAACCUCAUAAAGGGGAACCGUUAUUACAUUGUAAAUUUAUGCAGCACAUGCAGAAUCAUACUAACGUUUCAUUAAGAAAAAUUAACAACAGAGAAAAAGGGAAAUAGAACAAUUUGUUUUGAUUACAUAAAAGGAAACUUUUUCUGAUUUGGGACUGAAAUGUUCUAUUCUACAGAACAGACUUUACUGUCAAUAAAACAGUUAUACAAAUUCA
Betta splendens (Siamese fighting fish) is the source of this 8032-nucleotide messenger RNA. It is a transcript of the gene trak1a, whose product is annotated as trafficking protein, kinesin binding 1a. NCBI's taxonomy places the organism in Eukaryota, Metazoa, Chordata, Actinopteri, Anabantiformes, Osphronemidae. Gene Ontology annotation, cellular component: dendrite. Bases 2342 to 5458 code for a protein of 1038 amino acids. The transcript has 15 exons. Gene Ontology annotation, biological process: endosome to lysosome transport; anterograde axonal transport of mitochondrion; neurogenesis. Gene Ontology annotation, molecular function: GABA receptor binding. The record is from RefSeq and is a predicted model, not a curated record.